This is a messenger RNA of Tachysurus fulvidraco (yellow catfish), 2552 nucleotides long. Its product is annotated as neuronal pentraxin-1. NCBI's taxonomy places the organism in Eukaryota, Metazoa, Chordata, Actinopteri, Siluriformes, Bagridae. The transcript has 5 exons. The coding region runs from base 375 to 2267 and encodes 630 amino acids. The record is from RefSeq and is a predicted model, not a curated record.
ACUGAUGGUGACAGAUUAACAAGAGCUGGAAAAUGAAAGAUUAUUUGGAUGCCACACACAGGAGAUCUAGUGUACCAAAGAAUCAAUCACUUUCAUGCGGGAAAAAGUAAAGCGUGCCUACCACUCCUCUGUCAUAUUAUAAUACUGGAUUGUGACACAUGGAUAUCGAAUUUUUGAUGGAUUUAUGAGCUAUCCAAGUAAUUUUAAUGAAAAUAGUUGAAUGACUGACUGCAAAACUCCUUAACAAGUGCGGCAUGUUGUAGGUUUACCAUCUCCAUAACCUCUUUUCAUAAACAUAAAGAGAGCACGAUGUUCACGUCAGCUGGAUAAAAUACAUAAUAGAAACUGGAUACAAUAUAAAAACUGCACUUGAUAUGGAUAAGGACACAAAUAUACUCAUUUGGUCUUUUCCAUUGGUAUUUUUAGUGAAUGGACAAAGAGGUGGUAUGUUUCGGGGAAUUUGUCCACUCAAUUCGCUUUUAAUCCUUUCGGUACUGUCCUCAGUGGGAUUUAGCAAUGUACCAGGAGUCGAAUAUGAUUGGGGAGCUCAACCCAAGUUAGUGUGCAUGCCCCUACCUGCAGACACUGAUCCAGGUUGUUUUCCCCCAGAUGGGGUUACUCAUGGCCCUAUAAUUAAUGGAAAUAACAAUGGUCAUGGCAACGGUCACAGCAACGGACAUGGGAAGGGACAUUUUGUUGGAGGCUUGCCUAACAGUCCCCUUGGGGGCAGUAGUCGAAGGGGCAUGUCUGAUGAAGCAAAAGCAACUAUUCUGCACUUGAGGGAGAGCCUAGUGCGUCAGAAGGAGACCAUUCUGGAUCAGAGGGAAACUAUACGAGAGUUGACUGCAAAACUGACACUCUGUGAGGGAUUUGGGAGGGGUGCAAGUGGGCACCACAAUGAAGACCACCAUGGACAUCUUGGCUCUCACCACUCUUCACAUCUCUAUGACAGUGACCGUCAUUCUGAUCCACACUAUCCUCUCAAUGGCUAUCAUAAUGACCAUCACAGAGGGAAGCCACCAUUUUUGGGGAAACAUGCAUUUUCCCCAGAACAGGCAGGAAAGACCUUGCAGGCUCUGAAAGAGAGGCUGGAAAAUUUACAGGCAAGAAAUUCAUCUAGCACCUAUUCUAGCUCACUGAAAGACCUUCUGCAGCGCAAAAUCAGUGCACUUGAAGAACAGCUCCACCAUCACCAUGACAGUCACCAUGACUAUGGCAACCACGAAUCCCACCCUGGGCAAGGCCAUCGUGAUAAUCACCAUGAUGACCAAUAUGGAGAUCGCCAUGCCAACCCUGAUAAUAACCGCCGCUAUGGUCAUCAUUACAAUCACUAUUAUGGCCAUAACCUUGAUCAGCUCAGCACACACAAUAAUGAUAAUGAUGAUCAUCAUGAUGACCAUCAUAACAGUCACAAUGAUGACCAUCAUGAUGACCACCAUGACAGCCACCUGAAUGAACACCAUGAUGACCAUCAUUCUGACCCCCAUGACAGUGGUCACCACAGCAACAGCGAUCAUGGCCACCAGCGUCGUAGCCCUCUUAAAUCUACAGCGUCCAGAGCACGUGGUGCCUACAAUAAGCUGGAUUCUGUUCUGAGCCAUCUAUACCACAGGUCUCCAGAAACAGGGAACCAAAAGAGACGUAAGAAUCCUGAUGGUUUUCAAAUCGGGUUUCCGAUGCACACCAACUACAUGUAUGGCCGGAUCAAGCACACUCUUCUCAAUGAAAUAUUUGCCUUAACUGUCUGCCUCUGGUUAAAGGGGGGUUCAGGGCCAGGAAUAGGCACCCCUUUCUCUUACUCUGUCCCUGGCCAGGCUAACGAGCUUGUCUUGAUUGAAUGGGCCAACAGUCCAAUAGAAUUGCUGGUGAAUGACAAAGCUGUAACUCUACCUCUAUCUCUGCAAGACAGUAAGUGGCACCAUAUUUGCGUGACUUGGUCGACACGGGAUGGAGUAUGGGAGGCCUAUCAGAAUGGAGUGAAAAGGGGCUCUGGGGAAAAUUUGUCCCCAUGGCAUCCCAUAAAACCAGGAGGAGUCUUUAUACUGGGACAGGAGCAGGAUACUCUUGGUGGCCGUUUUGAUGCUACGCAAUCAUUUGUUGGAGAAAUGUCAGACCUACAGGUAUGGUCCCGUGUUCUUAACUCUCAAGAGAUAGACAACCAAGCCUCCUGUUCCAGCCACCUAACUGGAGAUGUUAUUGCUUGGAGUGAGUCUAUUGUGGAACUUCAUGGAGGGGUUACCAAAUAUCCAUUUGACCCUUGUCACUAAAAUGCCCAAGCAGGUUUCUGCUACUGUUUUUAAACCCUUAGAACCCCAUGAACAAAAUCUUAAAAUGCAUAUGAUGGCAUAAAAGAAAAAUCAUUUACAGUAUUACUCUAAAAUGAGGCACAUGUUGUUAGAAACAGAAAGACCCUUUCCAAACAUCCUGGGUAUGAAAAACAGUAUCAGUGAGUAACCUGUGUUUGAAAAUAUUGUUUAUUCUGUAUUAUGCAUGGUCUUUAAAAUGCAUAUCAUUUUCAUGCACUUUUCAGAUUAGAAAGAAUGCAUUUUUUU